UGAACCUCAAUGUGAUCUGAGAUCAGUACGUGUCAGUACGCUUGUUUCGUGAGGGAGCACAUCCGACCCACCAUGACAUCCGCAGCUUUUUUUCCUGACUUCGCUAGAGGUUACUUUUGCCGUCAGAGUACGUUCCCUCUAGGCGAGCAAAAAGGACUCGACGAUGGUUUUCUCCGACUCGCCAGCGUUCACUUCGAACCGUUCAUUUUUCAAAACAGAUCCACAACCCAUGUAACCAUCGCAGGACCACUGGUCAUUACGCUCGAAGCGAUUAUGGCUGCCCUGAAGCUUCGGAAUGCGACCAUUGUGAGUUCGAGAUUGGAGCCGUACGGAGUUGAUAUGGGCAAUGGAACCCAUUCAGGUAUUUUGGGCCGGGUGCAAAGUGGGGAGGCACAUCUCAUCCUUAACGUAGCCAUAUGCGACGAAAAUCGUUUUACAUUUGUGGACCCUGUUAUCUUACUGAUAAGUGCUUAUCGGUUGCUGACAGCCAAAGCACGGAAGGUUAUCCACCCGUUCAACUUUCUCCGGGCAUUUCAGCCAGACGUGUGGUACAUCUUAUUUCCAAGCAUAAACGUGGCAGCCUGUUGUAUCUUUCUCCUUGAUCGAUACAUAGUGAAAGGGAGAUUUGGAACCUCACCUGCGACUCUAUCCGCUUAUAUCUGGAACUUCUGGAGACGAUUUUUUCCCCAAGACGAGUGCAGCACGUUUAGUUCCGUCAGUUGCUAG
This is a messenger RNA of Varroa destructor (honeybee mite), 726 nucleotides long. RefSeq lists its product as uncharacterized. Gene Ontology annotation, cellular component: membrane. Lineage: Eukaryota; Metazoa; Arthropoda; Arachnida; Mesostigmata; Varroidae. The record is from RefSeq and is a predicted model, not a curated record. Gene Ontology annotation, molecular function: ligand-gated monoatomic ion channel activity.